AUGGAGUGCAGGAAGCUGGAACUCAAUGUGAUAUCGGCCACUGAUCUCCGAGACCGUCAACUGAUCGGAAAAAUGGACGUUUAUGCUGUCGUCUUCGUUAAUGGAGAUCCUGCCUGUAUCAAGCAGAAAACUAACGUCCACAAGGAUUGUGGCUCCAAUCCUCAUUGGAGCCAUGCCAUGUCCUUCACCGUCGACGAAGUUGCGUUACAGCAAAGUCGGUUGACUCUCGUCUUCCACAUCAAGGCCGAUCGCAGCUUCAACGAUUCGCUCCUCGGUGAAGUUCAGGUUCCGAUUAAGAAUUUACUCGAGCAAAACAAUGGCGACGGUGGUCAGACGGAGGAAAACAAGGUUAGUUACGGCGUUAGAACGUCUCAUGGAAAGGUUAAAGGGACUCUGAAUUUUUCGUACAAGUUCGGCGAGAAGUUCUCUGCGCCGGCGCCGGUGACAGCUUAUCCACCGCCCGCGGCCGGAUAUGGUUUCGUACCAUACGGAUCUCCUUCAAAUCCAUCUCACCAGCCUCCUCACCAUCUUCCUCCGCCAUCUGCAGGAGCGCAAUACCCACCUCAUCAUUACUCUCCUUCCUCGGGAGCGCCAUACCCACCUCAUCCUCAUCACCAUUAUUCUCCACCUCCCUCACCAGGAGCUUACCCACCUAGUCAGUCUCCUUCUCAGUAUCUUCCUCCAUCAGGAGCGCCAUAUCCACCUCAUCACCAUUAUUCUCCUCCUUCACCAGGAGCUUAUCCACCAAACCAGUCUCCUCCUCAUUCAGGAUUACCGGCAGGUUAUCCUCCUGUAAGUUAUCCUCCUCCUUCUCUUCCAAUUCCGGCGCCUGCUAAAGCUAGUCCUUACCCGCCACAAGGUGCCUACCCAGCAUCUUCCCCACCAGUUGCCUACCCACAGGGUGGCUAUCCAGCAUCACCCCCACCAGGCGCCUACCCGCCAGGUGCUUACCCACCAUCGCCGCCAAACGGGCAAUAUGGAGCGCCAAAUGGGUACGGUGGAUACGUGCCUGCGCCGCAUCCCAUGUACCCGGGACAUCCGGUUCAGCACGGGUUAAACCCGGCCGUGCAUUUGCAGCAGGGUUUAGCCGGCCAGAAGAAGAAGAAGAAGUUCGGGCUCGGGGCCCCUCUAGCAGGGCUGGGGAUUGGUCUGGGAGUUGGUGCCGCCGGUUUGGGCGGCGCAAUGAUGGUCGGCGGCAUGGCGUCGGAUGUGACUAACACCUUUAGUAGCGUCGGUGAAACAGUGAGUGGCGGCGUGGCCGACACCGUUGGUACCAUGGCUGACACUGUGAAUGGCACCGUUAGCACCGUGGCUGACACAGUGACUGGCGGCGUAGCGGACACAUUUGGCACCAUGGCUGAGACAGUGACGGGUGGCGUGGCGGACACUUUUGGCACCGUGUCUGAUACGGUAACGGGUGGUGUGGCGGACACAGUUGGCACCAUGACUGACACCUUUGGCGGCAUGGCGGACACCUUUGGCAGCGUUGCCGAGAUGGCCGGUGCUGUCUUUAAUAUUUUUGGUUAA
This is a messenger RNA of Carica papaya (papaya), 1527 nucleotides long. RefSeq lists its product as uncharacterized. Gene Ontology annotation, biological process: defense response. The record is from RefSeq and is a predicted model, not a curated record. Lineage: Eukaryota; Viridiplantae; Streptophyta; Magnoliopsida; Brassicales; Caricaceae.